GGUUCAUGUCGAUUGGAGAUGAUGAUAAUCCGCCUGUGAAGAAAAGGUCGUUUUGGAUUUUCGAGAAUCCCGAUCCGGGAUUUGGCGUCACAGCUAUUUCAAUCGGGACAAAUUUUGUUCUCUCGAAUAUGCUGCUGUAUGGUCUGACUGGACGAGCGCGAUUAUCAUACUUAAUCAGCAUGGCUACCGUUCCUUUCUCCGUCUUCUUUUGUGUACGAGAUUCACAAAAAGAUUUUGAUAAGUGGAAAGAACUGCGCGCUCUUCGCCUAAAAGGCGUACCUGAGAGAUUUAUGCCUUACAAAUGUAAGUACGAUUGGACUGAAUACGAGAAGGGGCUAAACGAGAACACACAAAGAUGAUCUGAACCUACUAGUACAAACGAUUCAUUGCCUUUUUUCAUGUGAUAGUUUAGUGGUUUAGUUCUACUAAGUGAUAGUUUAGUUGUUUAGUUUUAUGGUUUGAUGCAAGUCAUGCAAUGUAUGGAUGAAAAGCCUUGAGAAC
Messenger RNA from Cylicocyclus nassatus, 501 nucleotides. The record is from the annotation of a GenBank genome assembly. NCBI's taxonomy places the organism in Eukaryota, Metazoa, Nematoda, Chromadorea, Rhabditida, Strongylidae.